Hevea brasiliensis (rubber tree) is the source of this 1859-nucleotide messenger RNA. RefSeq names its product protein FIZZY-RELATED 3. The coding region runs from base 263 to 1720 and encodes 485 amino acids. The record is from RefSeq and is a predicted model, not a curated record. The transcript has 10 exons. Gene Ontology annotation, cellular component: anaphase-promoting complex. Gene Ontology annotation, biological process: positive regulation of anaphase-promoting complex-dependent catabolic process; positive regulation of ubiquitin protein ligase activity; anaphase-promoting complex-dependent catabolic process. Lineage: Eukaryota; Viridiplantae; Streptophyta; Magnoliopsida; Malpighiales; Euphorbiaceae. Gene Ontology annotation, molecular function: ubiquitin ligase activator activity; protein binding; anaphase-promoting complex binding.
UCUUUUCCAAAACCAACAAUAAUAUCAACUCCCCGCUCCUCCUCUCACAGCACCCUCCUCUAAUUUGACCGUUGCAAAUCUUCUUCCACACACAAAAAGAAAGCAGCAAAACCCCACCAAAACCUCCCCAUUGAAAAAGCCCUCUCUCUUUGCUUCAGCAGAGAGAGGUCUUUUCCUUUUCAAUUUCCCUCUUACCAUAAGCAGAGAACCCAUUACCAUUAAUCACAUUAGCUCAAAAUUAUCAGAGAAAAUUCCACAAGAAAUGGAUUCGCCACCAAGAAGAAAGAGUGGCCUCAACCUCCCUUCUGGGAUGACCGAAACUUCUCUGCGAUUGGAUACUUUUCCAGGUUCUUGUCGAGCUGUAACGUGUGUAUCGUCACCUCGAGCAUUAUCAAGCCUGUCAUCGCCGUCAAAAUCUUCCACUUGUAGUGAUAGAUUCAUACCUUGUAGAUCAUCUUCGAGGCUCCACACUUUUGGGCUUGUAGAGAAGGGGUCUCCUGUUAAAGAAGGAGGCAAUGAGGCCUACUCAAGGUUGUUGAAAUCUGAGCUUUUUGGAUCUGAUUUUUCUUCUUUUUCUUCUCCUGCAGGUGGUCAAGGGGGCUCUGCUUUGAGCAGCCCUAGCAAGAAUAUGUUGAGGUUUAAGACUGAUCACUCGGGUCCUAAUUCUCCAUUCUCUCCUUCAAUCUUGGGGUUUGAUAAUGGGAUCUCUAGUGAGGCUUCUACGCCUCCUAAGCCACCACGAAAAGUCCCCAAGACACCUCAUAAGGUUUUAGAUGCCCCAUCACUUCAAGAUGACUUCUAUUUGAAUCUUGUGGAUUGGUCCUCACAGAAUGUACUUGCUGUAGGGUUGGGUACUUGUGUUUAUUUGUGGACUGCAUCAAAUAGCAAAGUGACAAAGUUGUGUGACCUGGGACCUCAUGACAGUGUGUGCUCUGUGCAAUGGACCCGGGAGGGCUCAUACAUAUCCAUUGGCACUUAUCUUGGUCAAGUUCAGGUAUGGGAUGGAACUCAGUGCAAGAAGGUGCGAACCAUGGCCGGCCAUCAAACGAGAACUGGAGUUUUGGCAUGGAAUUCUCGUAUACUGUCAUCAGGAAGCAGAGACCGAAACAUACUUCAGCAUGAUCUUCGUGUUUCAAAUGACUUUGUUAGCAAGCUUGUUGGUCAUAAAUCUGAGGUGUGUGGCUUAAAAUGGUCUCAUGAUGACAGAGAACUUGCUUCAGGUGGAAAUGAUAAUCAGCUCCUGGUAUGGAACCAGCAUUCUCAGCAGCCAAUUUUAAAACUCACUGAGCACACUGCUGCUGUCAAGGCCAUUGCCUGGUCACCCCAUCAGACCGGUCUUCUUGCAUCUGGAGGUGGAACUGCUGAUCGAUGUAUUCGUUUUUGGAACACAACCAAUGGUCAUCAAUUAAACCAUGUUGACACUGGGAGUCAGGUGUGCAAUCUAGCAUGGAGUAAGAAUGUGAAUGAGGUGGUUAGCACUCAUGGCUACUCCCAGAAUCAAAUUAUGGUGUGGAAAUAUCCAUCAAUGACAAAGGUUGCAACUCUAACUGGCCAUAGCCUGCGAGUACUCUACCUUGCCAUGUCACCCGAUGGUCAGACAAUAGUUACUGGAGCAGGGGAUGAGACCCUACGGUUUUGGAAUAUCUUCCCAUCCGUUAAAACGCCGGCACCAGUCAAAGAUACAGGUCUUUGGUCAUUAGGACGAACUCACAUUCGGUGACAAACCCUAGGCUAACUAACAUCAAGUUAAAUACUGUAAAUGGUGAUACUAAAUAGGGCCAAUGCCACUAUAUAAUGUCAUUUUUUUUUUGUCUCCUGUGUGCCAAAUCAUGUGAGUGGAGAGAGUUGAUUGAUGGCUU